Messenger RNA from Sclerotinia trifoliorum, 1155 nucleotides. The record is from the annotation of a GenBank genome assembly. NCBI's taxonomy places the organism in Eukaryota, Fungi, Ascomycota, Leotiomycetes, Helotiales, Sclerotiniaceae.
CAUAUAAUUAACUUCCUCAGAUAGUGAUUGCCGUAUUCUCUCUUCUUUCUACCCUCCCCUAUCACCAUUUCAAUAUCAUUCUCCCAUAAUGGCGACUGAAACAUCAGAUCAGUCGGGAAAUAGUGACGCCAACAUUUAUAAGGAUCUCCAAUCAUAUCCAUGGAGUACUGAUAAUGAGUUCCAGGUAAGCGGCUCUUUUGAAUUCUUCCUUCAGUUAUCAGCCUCGGUAAUGUUGUAGCUCAAUGUCGCUCCUCAUUGUUUUGUCUGCAGUAACUUGUUCCAAGCUUGAUAUCUUCAUAAGUUCAUGUACUGACAAUCAACAGGGGGGUCUUUCUGCUAUACUGGGCAAUGCGUCUUCUCCUGAACAAAUUCGAGAAUUGACACUUCGGGCUCAAUGCUUCUAUCUUUCUCGAAAGAAGAAAAUUAACAUCGAUUUUGAUGAAUAUAAAGCAUAUCUUGCCACCCAUCCAUCCCCGCCUUCCUCUACUGAUGUUGCUGCGACCACCACCAUACCCUCGGAUCCUACUCUAUCCUCCAACACUUCACAUCCCCAUCAUGAAAAUGACCUACCCCCUGCUAGUACCACAGAUGAUCAAAAGACUGCACCAUACCCUCAAUCUUUUGCUGAGAUCGUCGCUUUGAUCACAGCCGGUGGUACAAUCCCGGGCAUCCGUGAUAUUCCUGAUACAGUUCUUACGGAUCAGGGUACCAAGCCACUUGCACGAAAGCGCCGUAAGCCAUGGGAGAAAGACGUUGAUGAGGAGGCCAUUCAGGGUGGUGGAACUUUUGGCGAUCACAGAGACAUCAUUAUCCAACAAGAAUAUCCCACUGAUGUAUAGAGAAUAUCUAUUGCACAUCAGUCGCGAUGUAUUUCUCCCAUCCUUAAAAUUUCGGACCUCCUGGACGAGGAUAUCCAAGGCCGGCGACGUCGGGGAUGCUACGCAUUGAGCUUUAUUCACAACUUCUUUUACAUCAAAAGCGAAGUUGAAUAUUGAGUGGGCCCAUUGAGCUAAGGGACGACUAAUUUUUAAUUCCAUAUAUGCUACUCAAACUGGGCUGCCUGAAUUUGUGAUUAAACUUGUAGGUUGUAUCACCUCACGUGAAUUUGCCCCGUCAAAUUUACUCCACAUUUCAAAUUUCCGCGCUUGAAAAUUG